Messenger RNA from Vespula vulgaris, 4652 nucleotides. RefSeq names its product frizzled-9-like. The coding region runs from base 2784 to 4241 and encodes 485 amino acids. Gene Ontology annotation, biological process: canonical Wnt signaling pathway; non-canonical Wnt signaling pathway. Gene Ontology annotation, cellular component: plasma membrane. The record is from RefSeq and is a predicted model, not a curated record. Gene Ontology annotation, molecular function: Wnt receptor activity; Wnt-protein binding. The transcript has 5 exons. NCBI's taxonomy places the organism in Eukaryota, Metazoa, Arthropoda, Insecta, Hymenoptera, Vespidae.
UUGCCACUUCUCUUUACUAGAUCCGUAUCUCACGUUUCGUUCGGUUCUUAGCAGGUCUACCUACCAACGAUCGAUCGCGUCGAGAUCUCUCUCCGUCGUUGGUUGAGAAUAUCGUUGAAAGAAACGAUUGGCUUUAAAGGCUGCUAUUUUAUCGUUUCUUCCUCGUUUCGCUUGCUCGAGGAUUCGAGCGAAUUACCAACGUCUCUUUCUACGUUUACGAACGAUUUCGAAAAAUGUUCACGUAGGUGCGAUGUCGCAAUCGGUCGGAUUAACGAAUCCAUGGAACGAAGGCGACGACGGCGGCGGCACGGCAUUGCGCGCGAGAUAGCACGUUGAAGCCUCGGAGGAAAGCCAUAUACGCGUGUCUACGACGCAGGUGGCUUUUAUAGUCCUGUCGAUAAGAUCAAAGGGAGCCGCAGCCUUUACUCCGUCGCGUCUUUGCGUCUCUGUAAAUCAUUUUCACGAUAAGGCGGCCUCGCGAUAAACGCUGUUACAGCGGCUAUUCAUGGACAUCGUUUUGCGCCCGGCUCCAUUCCCAUUCUCUCUCUUCGUCGAGAUAGAAUAUCGAAUUCCAUGCAUUCGUCGACCUUUCCUCCGAUAUUUAAACCGGUAAUACGUACCCUAAUUAAAUCUUACGAUUAGAGAAACAUGAUCGCGAGAUUCGACCGGCAUUGUCCUUUUUUUUUUUUUUAGAUAAAAUCGUUCGACGAUCUUACGCGAGGAGGAAUCUCGUAAAUCGAGGAAAAGGAGCAAGGCAAUCGUAGUCGCGAGUUAUCUAAUUAUAUUCCAAGAAAUUGCCUCGUUGACUCGCAGAAUCGUACGCAAGGUCAGAGUAAAGUCGUUCGUACGGCAGUGUAACUAGCUUUGAUCUUUCUCGGCUGGAUCCUCGUCCGUCUGCGGCUCGUAUAACCACUCGGCGGAACCGACUUUUCUAGGAAAUAUCCCGUUGAAAAGUAAACCCUCCUCUCGUCUGCUCCACCCUCGACUCCUUCGAAAUCUCGUCCUAGUCGGAUUACCCUUUGAAUUUCUCCCAAAUUAUCUCUCUCCCUCCCUCUUUCGUUUUCUCCUUAUUUCGUCACGCCGACGAAGAGAAAGAAAAAAGAGAAGGAGAGAAGUGCAGCGAUAUAAAAGUUUAUUCGCGUUCGCGUAUCUCGCGAGCUCGAUGUCAGACAUGAAAAGCGCAUUAAGACGAUCGGAUAUCGCCGAGGAUAGGGGUCUUUUGAUGAUCGCCGAUCGAGAUAGCUCGUCGGCAGACCCAGAUGGUUUCUAACCUCAAAACCUCUCCUCGAUACCGUGCAAGUAAUUAAUUUGAAAGUCGGCUUAAUUAGUCGGCUCCAUGAUUCUCUCUUUUAGCCGACUAUGAAAUAAUAUCUUUAAAUCGCUAAAGAAAUGGACUUCCCUUUUUUUUUAUCUAUUCUCUCUUCCAUUAGCGUUGCGAGCAAUGAACUUUCUUGAAAAAAUCCUUGUUUCCUUAUAAAUGGUAUCUGUCUGUCUGCUGGAAGAUCGUCGAUCGCAAACGUAAUUGGCAAAGCUUUCAAGAGCGUUCCUCGCUCGAGUAUUCGUUGUCCAUUUCUUCUUGCACAAUGGAAUUAAAAAAUUGCACAAAUGAAAGGUUAAUGAACGCGUCGAGAGCAGUCUCGAGGACGAACGAACGAAGGGAAGGAGGAGCGAGCGAACGAUCACAGAAGCGUGGAUGAGACGCGACGGGACGCAUCGUGGAUAAAUUAAAGUCGAUCUUUUUAGUGUGGCUUGCGAAGGACGGCGACAAAGGCGCGCAUCGCCGUCGCAAAUUAUCCGGUACAUACAUCGUUGAGCACCGCUCGCAUCUUAUAACGUACGAACGAAGGAAGAAAGGGAUAGAACGUCGAGAAAAAGAUUUCUUUUUUUAAUCGUACUUUCGUUUCCAAACAUUUCGACGACGUACAUCGUAUUUUCGUACUCGAUGAAAACAAUGUAGGUGGUAUGUAUGCUUGUGCGUGUAUGCGUAUGUUAUGAUAUUUGUAUGUAGCUCUGUAUUUUGUGUGUGUGUGUGUGUGUGUGUACGCAGGAACGAUUGGUCUCUCUUGUCGCUGCGUUAAAAUCUCCAGCUGUGCGAAUCGGCUUGCACGCUGUGAGAAAUUAUAUAAAGGACGUGCGUGGAAGGCGAGUCGUCGACAUUAAAGGAUCAAAGGGACGGUUCUAUCUAUCCUAUCAAAUCCUUUUGCUGAUCCUUCGACGGAAAAGGGGAGGAAGGAAAGAAGAAAGAAAGAAAAAAGAAAGAAAGAAAGAAAGGAGGUCACCGCAAGAAGCUUUUUCGUCGACGUAUUCGUACAUACGGGCACACGCAACAUGCGAGUACAUAUCCUGCGUACUCGCGGGUAUAUCGAAGGCAAGGCACGCGGCUAUAAAAGCUGAACCGAUCCGAGCGAGAGGAACGACCGAGGCUGUUGAAGGAGUUCUGGCGAGGGGAACGAAAGGGUGAAAUGAGGAGAGGGAGAGAGAAAAGAGGAAGCCGCUCGAAUCGUGCGAGUACGAAGCAAGAAGAAGAAAAUGAGAGAGAGAGAGGGAGGAGAGAGAAAGAAGAUGAAAAGGAGAAGAAGCGGACUACAUCUUACCACUACUAAUACACUACUACGCAACGCAAAGUCCUUCGUUGUCUCCGAGAGAGCUAAGGAGAGAAGGUCUUUCUCUCUCUUUUUCGCGAGCCAUCUCGGUUGUCUGUCAAGACACUUUUAAAAUGCUAUCCUCCGGCAGAAGCAUCGACGUGGAGCCACCCUUUCUCUCCCUUCAAGCUGGCGACUCUGAUGCCCCUGGUACAUUACAACUGUUCGAAACACUUGAGGCUCUUUCUUUGCGCCGUCUUCGCCCCUGUAUGCUCCGAACAUGUGGCCAUGCAGAUACCCGCUUGCAAGUCUCUCUGUCUUUCGGUUAGGAGAGAGUGCGAGCCGGCACUGACCAGCCUCACUCUUCCUUGGCCGCAUAUGCUCGACUGCGAUCGAUUUUUGGAUCGAGGCAACACACUUUGCGUUCAACCACCCGAGGAAACUCUCUCGGACGCUGUUCCGUCCGUUCAACAGCAAUGGCCAACGCAAGAACAAAUUCAGCCUGUUCAAACGUCCACGGGAUUGCAAAAUCACCAUCAGUGUCCACCUCACUUCGUACAAACGCCGGAUGUACAAACGAUCUCUUGUGCACCGCGUUGCGGUAUCGACGCUUAUUAUCGCGCCGAGGAUAAAAAAUUUGCUGAACGAUGGAUGAUAGGAUGGGCAUGGCUCUGCUUUCUAUCCACGCUUUUCACUCUUUUAACGUUCUGGGUCGAGCCCUCCAGAUUCCGUUAUCCAGAGAGACCCAUAGUAUUUUUGGCGCUCUGUUACAAUUUAUUAUCGGUAAAUUAUAUCGUCAGAGGUGCGAUCGGUACCGAAAUCCUCAGUUGUGUCAGCCAACUCGAUGGACCCAGCUAUGUGCCGGUUCACGACGGAUUAAAGAGUAUUCCUUGUACGAGCUGGUGGAUCGUCAAGCAUUAUCUGAGUUUAGCCAGUAGCACUUGGUGGGCGAUACUGUGCGGUUGUUGGCUUCUUAGCGCCAGAAACGAGUGGAGCAGCGAAGCUCUGCACAAUAUUGCUUCGUAUCUACACGGAGUUGCUUGGGGAUUACCGCUCUUUGCUACCGGAGGCAGCUUACUCUCUCGUCAAAUAGUUGCCGACGAACUUACCGGUCUCUGUCAAAUCGCCGAUGAAUCCGCUUUGUGGCUCGAAGUUUUACCACACGCGAUUCUGAUCUUUCUCGGUUGCAUUUUAGCAGCAGUGGCAGGCGGCGCGUUGAUUCGCGUACGACGAGCUAUACGUUCGGCCGGUCGUAGCGCGACGAAACUGGAGAGACUGAUGACUCGUCUUGGAAUCUUUGCGUUGCUUUACGCCCUGCCAGCCCUUGGUAGCUUAACCUGUAUUCUACACGAAUCUUCGACGAGACCUCGCUGGCGAACGCUCGCGCUUCUCGCUGCUCUUGAUUGUCGAUCAGCGGAGAACUGUGUACCAGGUCCCGUUUAUAGAGCGGCAGGACUCGAAGUGGCCCUUCUCAGGCCGUUUUUGUCUUUGGUCAUUGGCGUGACCUCGGGUAUGUGGGUCUGGUCUGGUAAAACUUGUAGAGCUUGGAGUAAAUUACUCGCAGCUCCUACUAAACCUACUAGAUCUAUCCCAACUGCCCAACCUCUGACGCAAAAUGUUCUUCGGAAUUUUAAAGCCGAUGUAAAUAAUCUGCCAUGAGGAGAGUAUUAGCGAAAUGUACGCAAAAGAAUUCCGAAAUUGUACAUAACGUGUAAAUAUUACGAAUGUAUUAUAUUUUUUAAAGACGUUUUUAAAACGCUCUUCGUAAAUAUAUAUAUAUAUGUAUUUUUUAUCGAUUUCCAUUUGUACUGUAUGUUGGUAAGAUGAAGUUGUACAGAAAAUUCAUUUUCACUGCGAAAUCAUUGUUUCCCUUAAUACGCUGUAUUAAUUUAACACGAAAAUAAAGAAAUUUGAAACUGUCAGUGUUUCAAGUUCCUGUUCGAGUUAUCCUCUGAAGGUAUUGCGGAUAUUCCUAAUCGUUGUACCGUUGAUCUCUCUUGGAAGAGAGAGAGACAUUUCUUGAAAUUAGUAUAUUAUGUGUACGAAUAUAAUGAUACAAAAAUUAAGAGA